AUGACAAAUGUCAUGGAUAUGGUUAAUAAGAUUAAUCUUGAGAAGGAAGCAUGGAACCUCAAAGUUAGGGUGAUUAGGCUUUGGACUGUUCCUACUUUCACUGGUCAGCUUCUCCCAAAUUCCAUGGAGAUGAUUUUGGUUGAUGAAUCUGGGUGCAAGAUACAAGCUACUGUUCAGAAGACUAUGAUUUACAGGUUCAAACAACUUCUCUCUGAGGGUCGAGUAUAUGUAAUGAAGCUCUUCUCUGUUGUGCCAAACCAAGGAUCUUAUAGGGCCACUAGGCAUCAGUUUAAGUUGAUUUUCAAAUUCAAGACCACUGUCAGGGAUGCUAUCUGCGAUUUUAUUCCAAAAUCUGCUCUUACAAUCUCUCCAUUCACUGAACUUUUGGAAACCAAAGAGGAUUCUGAUUUCUUAGUUGAUGUUGUGGGUCUGUUGGUCUCUGUGUUGGAAGAGAAAGAAUAUGAUAAAGAUGGAAAGAAGAUGAAGAUGGCUGUGAUGAAACUUGCUGAAAAUGAGAUUCGGUGUGUCUUAUUUGGUGAAUAUGUUGAUGAACUUAAUCGAUUUCUGUUUUCUAGGUAUGCUGAACAGCCAGUUGUGGUUUUACAAUUUGCCAAAGUUAAGGUUUUUAGAGGUAGAGUUGGACUUUAG
Molecule: messenger RNA, 648 nt
Organism: Arachis ipaensis
Lineage: Eukaryota; Viridiplantae; Streptophyta; Magnoliopsida; Fabales; Fabaceae
Source: RefSeq, a predicted model, not a curated record